ACAAUAUCAAUUUGAUCCAACCCAAGUCCCUGAAUACGCCAUAAGUGGACACACUUUUUCUUUGGUGUGCCAGUAAUUACGAAAAUGGCUGAUUUAAUAGAUGAAAAUGGUAACCCCAUUCAACUCACUGAUGAGCAAGGCAACCCGGUGCAAUUGACCGAUGAAUAUGGUAAUCCCAUCCACGUUAUUGGCGUAGCCACCAAGUCCCCACCUAUGCACGGUGGUGAUCAGAUCAGUGUUGUUGCUGCUGAGUCUCAACAGCAGCAGCAGUAUCGACCGCCCCCACUGCGUCCGGAGGUUUUCAGCAAGGAAGAGAUUCAGUCUUUUAACAGCUCCAGCACUAGCUCGUUUGGAGAUGAUGGAGUAAGUGAGAAGAAAGGAAGGAAGGAUAAAACAAAAGAGAAAUUAACAGGUAAAAAUUAUGAGGAGGAGGAGCAAUUUCAUACCACAACUAACGCUGCCAAAACCUCAAUCGCAACCACUACGGCGGCACUGCCUCGACAGCCGUACGUUGAGCAAGAGGGGAUGUGUUUGAGGGAGAAGAUAAAGGCGAAAUUGCCUUGGUGAAUAAAAAUAAUAAUAUUAUUGUAGCUUUACUUUUAAAUCACUCGUGUAUUUCUGUAAUAGUAAUGUAAUAAUUGUAUUUGUCCGUGAAAGUUGAAGCUUUAGGUUUUUACUAUGCGGGUAAAAUAGUCAGUUUUGUUUACUUUAGAUUAUAUUUUAAUUAUUUAAAUUUUAAGUAAA
Messenger RNA from Gossypium arboreum, 744 nucleotides. RefSeq names its product late embryogenesis abundant protein-like. The record is from RefSeq and is a predicted model, not a curated record. The transcript is spliced from 2 exons. NCBI's taxonomy places the organism in Eukaryota, Viridiplantae, Streptophyta, Magnoliopsida, Malvales, Malvaceae. The coding region runs from base 85 to 567 and encodes 160 amino acids. Gene Ontology annotation, biological process: response to water.